Cucurbita moschata (crookneck pumpkin) is the source of this 1792-nucleotide messenger RNA. RefSeq lists its product as uncharacterized. Gene Ontology annotation, biological process: oxidative RNA demethylation. The record is from RefSeq and is a predicted model, not a curated record. NCBI's taxonomy places the organism in Eukaryota, Viridiplantae, Streptophyta, Magnoliopsida, Cucurbitales, Cucurbitaceae. The transcript has 4 exons. Gene Ontology annotation, molecular function: ferrous iron binding; broad specificity oxidative DNA demethylase activity; oxidative RNA demethylase activity. Gene Ontology annotation, cellular component: cytoplasm; nucleus. The coding region runs from base 279 to 1622 and encodes 447 amino acids.
AACAUUGAAUAUUUAAAAUUCCGAUUAGGAAGAGAAUUUAGUGAUCGAAUCGACUUUCAAUUGAAAACGUCUCAGUUCAUCGCAGGAGAUGGUCACUCGCAGCUUUGAAAAUGGCAGAAAUCAUUACUCCUUCCACUUCCCGGUGCAGUCUCGUCGCCCAACUCGGCGUCCGCUGGAACUUGCGGAUUAGGCUUACCAAGUAAAUUCUCCUCCGACUUUUGGAGUCGCUCUCAAAAUUUUGAAACCUAUAAGCAUCUCUGUAGCAUUCAAUUUUGACGAUGUUGUUGAUCCGAACAGUCCCCGCCUCGCUACCACCGUGGUCGAAUCUUCUUCGUCGGCUUUUGUUCGCCGAGUCUCGAUUGCUUCAGUUUCAGCGGGUGGAUUCAUUUGGCAGUUCGGCGUUACCUGAUUCAUCAUGUUAUGGUAGUUCUUGUGGCGGCAAUGAGGAAUGUUUGCAUAAUAGAGAUCAUAAUUCGAAUGUGAUAAUGAUAGGAGAGAUUCCUGUGAAUCUAAAUCGUAAAGGAAAUGAACAGGAAUCCUUGUCUCGGUUGUCUGUUGGUAAAUGUGAUGAUUUCAAGUUGAGAAGCGAUCAAAAAGGGAUUCCUGCUAAUAUACCGAGUUCAUACCAUGAUGAUGAGUUUCCUCCUGUUCCUAGACAAAAUACCAAAAGGAGAAGCCGGAUAGAUUUAGGAUCGGAAAGAAGGUUGAAGAACAGUACAAGCUCAUCACAAAUGGAGAGGAAUGAACCAUUUAGUUUCAAGAAACAUCGGUCUCCGGAUAUUGGUUCCAAAAAUUCUCUUGCCACUGCCAAUUUGCCUCCCAUUGAAUCUUUCGAUAUAUGCUUUCCUGAAAGAAGAGGUAAAUCAAAACCCAGAUAUUCUUGGCAGUCUAAGGAUAGGGACACUAUGAAAGUAAUGGAGCAUGCUGAUGAAGCUACAAAUGGUAUUGUGAUGAGGCCUGGAAUGGUUUUACUGAAGCAUUACAUUCCUCUACAUGAACAGGUUAAUAUUGUGAAAACUAUUCAAAAACUUGGUCUUGGCCCAGGGGGAUUUUACCAGCCUGGUUAUAAAGAUGGUGCAAAACUCCGGCUUCAGAUGAUGUGUCUUGGAUUGGACUGGGAUCCUCAGACGAGGAAAUAUGCUCGUAAACGGGUUGCUGAUGGUAAUAAACCUCCAGAUUUACCUCCUGAAUUUGCAAUUCUGGUUGGGAAAGCACUUAACGAUGCACAUGCCUUGAUCAAGAACAAUGGCGACACGAAUAACAUAGAAGACAUACUUCCAACAAUGUCUCCUGACAUAUGCAUUGUGAAUUUCUACUCAACGAGUGGAAGACUGGGUCUGCAUCAGGAUCGUGAUGAAAGCAGAGAGAGUCUGGUCGGCGGACUACCUGUUGUUUCCUUUUCUUUGGGCAAUUCAGCAGAGUUCUUGUAUGGAGAUCAAAGAGAUGUCGAUAAAGCAGGGAAGAUUAUACUGGAAUCAGGUGAUGUUCUAAUUUUUGGUGGAGAAUCUAGGCAUAUAUUUCAUGGAGUAUCUUCAAUCAUACCUAAAUCGACGCCUAAGUUUCUGCUUGAUCAUACUGGUCUUCGUCCUGGGCGUCUAAAUCUUACAUUUAGAAAGUACUAAAACACAGCUGUUCCUUGUUUGUCCUGUACAAAUGAAUAGCUGUUUUAUUUAUUAAUUAGAUGAUUAUCUAAGUGGGAUAUUAUAAUUCUAGUUUGUAACUAUUCUUGGUUUCUGAUUUGUCUUUAGGAUACCUUUUCUGUCUUCCACAAUGCCUUUCCCAUGAACAUCUU